This is a messenger RNA of Helicoverpa armigera (cotton bollworm), 1128 nucleotides long. RefSeq names its product tubulin polyglutamylase complex subunit 2. The coding region runs from base 298 to 1056 and encodes 252 amino acids. NCBI's taxonomy places the organism in Eukaryota, Metazoa, Arthropoda, Insecta, Lepidoptera, Noctuidae. The transcript has 5 exons. The record is from RefSeq and is a predicted model, not a curated record. Gene Ontology annotation, biological process: protein polyglutamylation.
AUGCGUACGGGUGCGCAAAGCGAUCCCCACUCUUCCGCCGAGAGCCCAAUAUCCGUGCCGGUAUCUGUACCACGGAGGAAGGAAAAAUGAGUUGUAUUCUCCGUGGCCCUCACGCAUAUUUUAGAGCUUUGAGCAUUUAUGAUGACUGAUGUGUUUCAUUGUCAUAGUUACUGAGUAAACAACUGAUAAGGUUAAAAAUAUCAAAUUGCAUCUGUAUUUCAAAAUCAUUUUUGGCAGGACAUAAAGCCAGCAAACUAUCACAUAAAAUCAUUAUAAAGUGUUUUUGUAAAUUAUACUAUGAGUUUUUGUGUGGAUUUAGUAUCGGAGGACUCCUUUUAUGAAAAUAUUACUUUGGGAGUAACAAAGCUUUUAGAGGCGGACCCCAGAAUUUGUAAUGUCAGUGUUGAGCGCAGACCUCCUUGUGACCGUGUAGCACUGUCUACUUGGGAACAGAGACAUUCAGCCUUACUUCCCGAGGAUCUACGUAACUUUUAUGCUUCAAGCGAUGGAUUUCAGUUAACUUGGCAUUAUAAAUAUUCCGCUGAUGAAAUAUUGCCGGUUGGCUCAAUCCGAGUCAACUCUUUGAACGAAUUGUGCCUUUCACCUGCCCUGAAGGAUCUGUUAGAUUUCGCAAUGACGAGACAGCAUAAUGGACCGCGACCAGUGCUUAAUACUAAAAGCAAAGUCUUUGAGUUGGACACAUGCAGAACUAUUGGAAAGAUUUGCUUGGUGUACACUGGAGGUAUGUGGUCAGUGUGGCUAGCGACACGAGAGGGCGCCUGGGGCUGGCUAGCGGAUUCUUUUACUCAUUAUUUUAGAAUGGCACUUGUGCAUUUAGGUCUCCCUGGGUGGCAAGCUGCCUUUGCUAAUCUACCUCUAAUACCUUGGGCAGAACAAUUAUUCCUACUGCUAGCUCCUCAUUUGCUGGAAAAAUCGGAAAUAGAGCCUAACUUGAUAACUGUUGCAAGUGAAACUGGGCUGAAUCAUAUUGAUCCCAAUAUAUUCAAGACAUCAGUACGCCAUCAUAAAAAUGCUACACGCCAGCCAAACCAGUAGUCGUGGUAUUUAAAUUUAAAAGGAGUAGAAAAUACAAAUUGAAGAACUAAUAAUAAAAUAUUCAAUAGUAAA